CUGGGUCGCUCCGCCGCCGCCUCACACCGUCCCGGGGGCUUGGCCGCGGCGGUGCCGCGCCGUGGUCUGUGCCGCUCCUGAGAUUCGCGGGCCGGACUCGGGGAGAACCAGGAAGCCUAGAAAUGGAUUCUGUGGCCAUUGAGGAUGUGGCUGUGAACUUCACACUGGAGGAGUGGGCUUUACUGGAUACUCCACAGAAGAAACUGUAUAGAGAUGUCAUGAAGGAAACCUUCAGGAACCUGGACUCAAUAGGCCAAAACUGGGAAGAUCAUUACAUUGAAGAUCUGUACAAAAGCCAGGGGAGAAAACUAAGAAGUCAAAUGGUAGAAAGUCUCUAUGAAGGUAAAGAGGGCAGUCAACAUGGAGAAAAUUUCAACCUUACCCCAAAUCUCAGUCUGAACAAGAAAACUACUGGAGUGAAGCCACCUAAGUGUAGCAUAUGUGGAAAAGUCUUCAUGCAUUAUUUUUCUCUUAAUAUGCAUAUCCGAGGUCACACUGGACACAAACAAGAUGAGUAUCUGAAAUGUAGAGAGAGGCCAUAUAAAUGUAAGGUGUGUGGGAAAGCUUAUAUUUCUUCAAGUUUAUUUCAAAUACAUCAAAGGAAGCACACUGAAGAGAAAACCUAUACGUGUAAGGAAUGUGGGAAAGCCUUCCGUUUCCUCACAUCCUUUCAAAUUCAUGAAAGGGUUCACACAGGAGAAAAACAAUACGAAUGUGAGGAAUGUGGAAAACCCUUCAUGUGGCUCACAAGCUUUCGAAGACACAUGGCCAUGCACACCGGAUAUGGACCUUAUAAAUGCAAACAGUGUGGAAUGGUCUUUCGAUAUCAUCAGGCUUUUCAGACCCAUGAAAGAACUCACACAGGAGAUAAAGCCUAUGAAUGUGAGCAGUGUGAUAAAGCUUUUAAUUCUCAACGAGGUUUCCAAAUACAUCAAAGCUACCACAAAGGGAAGCACCCCUAUGUAUGUGAACAAUGUGGAAAAGUCUUUAGAUACCAUCAUACUCUUCAAGCACAUGAAAAGAUUCACGCAGGAGAGAAACUCUACGAAUGUAAGCAGUGUGGUAAAGUUUUCAAUUCUCAUCGAGGUUUCCAAGUACAUGAAAGAUAUCACAAAGGAGAGAAACCCUAUGAAUGUAAGAAAUGUGGUAAAGCUUUCAGUUCUCACCAAGGUUUUGAAAUACAUGUAAGAAAUCACAAGGGGGAGAAACCCUAUGAGUGUAAGGAAUGCGGUAAAAGUUUUAGUUGUUACCGAGGUUUCCAAUUACAUGAAAGAAAUCACAAUGGAGAGAAACCCUAUAAAUGUGAAUGUGGUAAAGCUUUUGUUUAUUACUAUGCCUUACAAUUACACAAAUCAACUCAUACUGCAGAGAAAUCCUAUGAAUGCAAGGAAUGUGGGAAAGUCCUCAGCAAUCACAAAUGCUUAAAGAGACACGAGAAACUGCACACAGGAGAGAAACCCUAUAAAUGUAAGCAAUGUGGGAAAGCCUUCAUGCAUCUGUCAGGAUUCCGGACACACAUGAAAAUGCACGCUGGAAAUAGACCUUAUCAGUGUAAGGAAUGUGGGAAGGCUUUCAUUUACCCAUCAGGUGUCAGAGCACACAUGAUGCAAGUACAUGUUGGAAAUAGACCUUAUCAAUGUAAGGAAUGCGGGUUAGCAUUUUAUUUUCCCAGUACAUUACGUAGGCAUGAAAUGACUCACACUGGAGAGAAACCCUGUGAGUGUAAACAAUGUGGUAAAACCUUCAGAGAUCACAGUUAUUUAAAAAUACACGAAAGAAGUCACACUGGAGAAAAACCCUAUAAAUGUAAGCAUUGUGGUAAAGCUUUUAUUUCUCAGCUAGGUUUCCAAGUACAUGAAAGAAGUCACACUGGAGAGAAACCAUAUGAAUGUGAAGAAUGUGGGAAAUGCUUCGGUUAUCCCAGUUCCUUCCGGAGGCAUAAAAAGACUCACAGUAAAAGUCCUGUUGAAUGUAAAUAGCAUAGGAAAGACUUCAUUUGAUCUACAUGCUUACAUGUCGGGUGGGGGUAGAUAUCAAUAUGAGUAACAUGAAAAGCUCCAUGGAAAUUAAUCCAUGUGUAAUGAAACAGCUAUUAUAAACUAGAGGCCUGGUGCACAGAGUUGUGUACCGGUGGGGUCCCUUGGCCUGGCCUACGGGGAUCAGGCCAAAACCAGGUAUCUGACAUCCCCUGAGGGGACCCAGAUUGCGAGAGGGCAGUUCUCAGGUGACAUACACUGGAAUUAAGCUUCCUUUUCUGAUUCCAGGUGAGUCACUGGAGAACCGUAGCUGCCAAGUCAGUGCGACUCAGCAGCUCCUGUGUUGAACGUCUGUCUCCUGUUGGUCAGUGCUUAUCAUAGCUGCUGGUCUAAAGGUCAGAGAGUCCCUUAGGCAUUUAUAUAGAAAGAUAUAAGUAUAUUGGGUUUAUCAAGCCUCCUUAAAGUACAUUGUUGAACUAUGAAUUUCUAAUUUUUUAAGCUGAAUAUUCAGAUAAUUGUGGCUAUCUAAUAAGAAGGGGAUAUGCUAAUUGACCAUCACACCCUCACAAAGAUGGUGCCCAUAGCCAAUGAGAGAAUAUGCUAAUUUACUGCCACACCCUCAAAGAUGGCGUUACCCAGUCCUCUGAGCCCCGUCAGGGCGGCAUGUGUGUGGCAGGGCUGGGCCCAUCCACAGGCGGGUCAGACUGUUCCGCAUGCCUUCCUCCAGAGUCCCCCAGUCCCCUCAGCCUCCCAGCCUCUCAAGGCAUAAGCAAGCCUUGGAUGUCUGCUGCCCAGCCAAUGCCCAAGGUGUA
Messenger RNA from Pipistrellus kuhlii (Kuhl's pipistrelle), 2788 nucleotides. Its product is annotated as zinc finger protein 709. NCBI's taxonomy places the organism in Eukaryota, Metazoa, Chordata, Mammalia, Chiroptera, Vespertilionidae. Gene Ontology annotation, molecular function: RNA polymerase II transcription regulatory region sequence-specific DNA binding; DNA-binding transcription factor activity, RNA polymerase II-specific. Gene Ontology annotation, cellular component: nucleus. Bases 123 to 1979 code for a protein of 618 amino acids. The record is from RefSeq and is a predicted model, not a curated record. Gene Ontology annotation, biological process: regulation of transcription by RNA polymerase II. The transcript has 4 exons.